UGCUGAGCAGGACUCUUUGGAUACAGGUGGAAUGACAGAGUUCAUGGAAGUCAGGAAACCUACUGGAUCUGGGUGGAGGACCCUGACACUAACCAUAUGUACCACCAUGAGCAGUUCACCCUCACCAAGAAACAAGUUGUGCGGCAGGAGACUCAACAGUUAGUGUUUACCAUACCCAUUUUUGAGCCAAUGCCCACCCAGUAUUAUGUGAAAGCCAUAAGUGAUAAGUGGCUCAGUUGUGAAUCCAUGUGUGUGAUGAAUUUCAAGACUUUGAUCCUUCCAGAGCGGCAUCCUCCCCACACAGAUCUGCUGGAUCUUGAGCCAUUGCCAGUAACAGCCCUGAACAGCUCAGAAUUGGAACAGCUCUACAAGUUUACUCACUUCAAUCCAAUCCAGACUCAGAUAUUCCAUUGUCUGUACCAUACAGAUAACAAUGUAUUGCUUGGAGCACCCACUGGCUCAGGCAAGACUGUUGCCGCUGAGAUUGCCAUGUUUAGACUUUUCCGUGAGAUGCCAGAAGCCAAGGCAGUAUAUAUUGCACCUCUUAAAGCUCUGGUUCGUGAGCGUGUUGAAGACUGGCGGGUCAAGCUGCAAGACAAGUUGGGCAAGAAUGUUGUGGAGUUGACAGGUGAUGUUUCUCCAGAUAUACGAUCCAUUCAGAUCUGCUGGAUCUUGAGCCAUUGCCAGUAACAGCCCUGAACAGCUCAGAAUUGGAACAGCUCUACAAGUUUACUCACUUCAAUCCAAUCCAGACUCAGAUAUUCCAUUGUCUGUACCAUACAGAUAACAAUGUAUUGCU
Messenger RNA from Cherax quadricarinatus, 799 nucleotides. The record is from RefSeq and is a predicted model, not a curated record. NCBI's taxonomy places the organism in Eukaryota, Metazoa, Arthropoda, Malacostraca, Decapoda, Parastacidae.